Dipodomys spectabilis (banner-tailed kangaroo rat) is the source of this 1857-nucleotide messenger RNA. RefSeq names its product CCCTC-binding factor like (gene Ctcfl). The transcript is spliced from 11 exons. Gene Ontology annotation, biological process: regulation of DNA-templated transcription. The record is from RefSeq and is a predicted model, not a curated record. Gene Ontology annotation, molecular function: RNA polymerase II cis-regulatory region sequence-specific DNA binding; DNA-binding transcription factor activity, RNA polymerase II-specific. The coding region runs from base 1 to 1857 and encodes 618 amino acids. Lineage: Eukaryota; Metazoa; Chordata; Mammalia; Rodentia; Heteromyidae.
AUGGCGGCCCCCGAGGCCUGGGGCCGGCCCGAGCCCCUCGGCCGCCUCCGCCCGCGCCAGGCGGCGCCGGGGAAGGCCGGGGUGCAGGCCGGGCGCAGAGACGGGGGGCGCCGGAGCGGCUCGGGGCCGGCCCCGGCCGGCGCCCCGCACGCCGAGCUGGAGCCGCCCUCGGCGGGCGAGCGGUUCGCCCUCCCGGGGCAGGCCGCGCCCGUCGGGCUGCCGGGCGCCGAGGCCGCGCUGCUGUGGCUCGGGCCGCCCGUGCCCGGCGCGCCGCCGUGCCUGGCCCUGGGCGCGCCCGAGCCGCCGUGCCCGCCGGGCGGCCUGGAGGUGGCCGAGCUGUACCUGCUGGAGGGGACCCCGGCCCUGGUCCUGGGCGUCGACGCCCCCGAGGCAGCAGCGGGCCGCCAGGCAGAAGGCGCGGCGUUCACCGAGCUUGAGGAAGGUCAGCAGCAGCCACCUGAAGGAGGACUGGCCGCCAGCACUCAGGAGCAGUUCUUCCUCUUGCAAGUGAGGCCCGGGGAUGAAGGAAAAGAUGAAAUGAUUCUGACAAUUUCCAACUUAAAAGUUGAAGCACAGCCAGAGAGACUGACCACCGGUCUAGCCAAUGUGGAAAAGCCCACAGCCAGGAACAGCCAGAGGGAGACAGUGGACACAAAAUGCGCCUUCCGCUGCAGCGUCUGCCCAUUCGCCACCUCGGGGAUCUCGAGUCUGAACCGCCACAUGAAAACGCACACCAGCGGGAAGGCACACGAGUGCCACCUCUGCCAGAAGGCGUUCCGCACCGUCACGCUCCUACGCAACCACGUCAACACGCACACAGGAACCAAGCCCUACAAGUGUGUGGAGUGCAGUGCGGCGUUUGUGACCAGCGGGGAGCUGGUGCGUCACCGGCGCUACAGACACACCCACGAGAAGCCCUUCCGCUGCUCGCUCUGCCAGUAUGCCAGCGUGGAGGCCAGCAAGCUGACCCGCCACAUCCGCUCGCACACGGGCGAGCGCCCCUUCCAGUGCCACCUGUGCAGCUACGCCAGCAAGGACGCGUACAAGCUGAAGCGCCACCUGCGCACCCACUCAGGAGAGAAGCCGUACGAGUGCCAUGUCUGCCACGCCCGCUUCACCCAGAGCGGCACCAUGAAGAUGCACGUGGCUCAGAAGCACAGUGAGAAUGCGCCCAGACACCAGUGCCCCCGCUGCGCCACCCUCAUCGCCAGGAAGAGCGACCUGCGUGUGCACCUGCGCAACCUGCACGGCUACAGCACCACGGAGCUCACGUGCCGCCACUGCCCCGCCACCUUCCACGAGCGCUACGCCCUCCUGCAGCACCAGCGGAGCCACAAGAACGAGAAGCCGUUCGUGUGCCAGCACUGCGGCUACGCCUGCAAGCAGGAGCGGCACCUGGCAGCCCACAUGCGCAUCCAUACGGGAGAGAAGCCCUUCGCCUGCCCGGCCUGCGGCAGAUGCUUCCGGCAGACCCAGCUGCUCAGUGUGCACGUGAAGAAGUACCACGAUCCCAGCUUCGUCCCCACCGCCCACCAGUGCCCCGGGUGUGGCAAAGGCUCUCCCGCAGGACCACGAAAGCAAGCUGGUGUUUCACAGCUGCGCAAACGCCGGGGUUGGCUCCAGACGUCCUCCACGCUCCUGCUGUCCACACGGCAUAACAUGCACCGCCACGCGGAGCAGUGUGGCCUGGCACCGGAGCACCCCGGCCUCUCGGGCGAGGGUUGCGCGGGGAAGAACGCGCCGGCGGACCCCGGACCCACGGGCUGCAGGGAUGAUGGCGCUGCCGGGGAGAGCCGCCCCAUGCGGGCGGAGCCGGAGGCGGUGCAGCGAGUUGAGAGCAGCAGCAUGGCCACGUGA